AUGUGUUGCGCAACGAAAACUGAUGAUACCUGUGAAACUACAACAAUACUAAUAAAUAAAUACAGCAACUUCAAGCGCGUAACCCGAGUACUCGCUUGGAUACUGCGAUUCACGCGAGCGUUGCAUAAGAAAAGCAAAAUAAUGAACACAACUAAUUAUAACUUAACCAACUGCGAAGAACAACAUGAGAAAAGGGAGGUUCUCAAUUUAACAUUUCAAGAAAUAUUAGAAGCUGGCGAGAUGGUUAUUCACAACGUCCAACGACAACAUUUCAACGCAGAAAUGGAGUGUUUGAAGAAGAAUAUGACUGUAUCCACGAAGAGCAGCCUGCUGAAACUUACACCUUUUCUCGACGAAAAAGGACUACUGCGAGUAAGGGGACGACUGAUUCACUCAACUUUGCCGCCGGCAUCAAAACAUCCAGUUAUCCUUCCUGCGUCGGGAAGAUUAACGGAGCUUAUAAUACAAGAGGCUCACCACGACACUCUGCAUGGUGGUGCACGACUCACGUUGGCACACUUACGCCAGAAAUACUGGAUAAUUGGUGGGAAUCGAACGGUGAAGAAACAGCUGCGACAAUGUAUAAAAUGUCAUCGUUUUAAACCGCACCGCAAUGAACAAUUAAUGGCGGACUUGCCGAAAGAACGAGUCACUCCUACUAGACCGUUUACAAACACUGGAGUAGACUUUACAGGUCAUGUAGACAUAAAGAUUAACAAAGGUCGAGGAGUUAAAACUUGUAAAGCUUACAUCGCUAUCUUCAUCUGUAUGGUUACAAAGGCCGUCCAUUUGGAAUUAGUUUCUGAUUUGACCACACAGACUUUUCUCGCGGCCUUCAAGAGGAUGUGUGCACGAAGAGGAACUCCAAAACACAUGUUUUCGGACAAUGGCACGAACUUCGUCGGUGCAGCGAAAAUUUUACAUGAAGAUUUCGAACGAAACAAGACAUUUCAAACGUCGUUAUUUUCCGAUGAAUUGACCCACUUACAAGUGCAGUGA
This is a messenger RNA of Hyposmocoma kahamanoa, 999 nucleotides long. RefSeq lists its product as uncharacterized. The record is from RefSeq and is a predicted model, not a curated record. Gene Ontology annotation, molecular function: nucleic acid binding. The coding region runs from base 1 to 999 and encodes 332 amino acids. The transcript has a single exon. NCBI's taxonomy places the organism in Eukaryota, Metazoa, Arthropoda, Insecta, Lepidoptera, Cosmopterigidae. Gene Ontology annotation, biological process: DNA integration.